Adineta steineri is the source of this 576-nucleotide messenger RNA. The record is from the annotation of a GenBank genome assembly. Lineage: Eukaryota; Metazoa; Rotifera; Eurotatoria; Adinetida; Adinetidae.
AUGGAAAUCCGUUCAUUACUUAUAUCAUCUCAAAACGGUCUUCUUGAAAAUGAAUUAUGUCGAGAUUAUUCUUUAUUUAAUAGUCAACGUUCAUUACCUUAUCAAACUUUUGGUUAUUUAACAGUAACAGAUUUUCUUAAUUCAUUAAAUGAUAUUUUAUAUCGGUCACCAGAUGGAUAUAUUCAUCCUAUAGUUGAUCAAUCAACUAAACAUAUUUUUAAACUUGUUCAACAACAACGAACAAAGAAAAAAACGACAAAGACAAAAAUCAAACAACAAGAAUAUAAACAUAUUCAACAAUCAAAAGCAAUAAUUACUUGUAAUAAACAGAAGAGAGCUGUUCCAUCGAUAAUUACUUCGUCUCAACAAAUGUAUCGUGCAGAUGACAUCAUCAAGCCUUCGCCGAUGGUGAAACAGAUGAAAAUAAUGUAUGAAAACAAGGUUAAAAAAGAGGCACAAUCAUUUGUUCGAUUAAAAUCAACAAUUAAAGAUGCUGCUCCAAAAUUUGAACAAAUUAAACUUACAAAUGAUUUUUUACGAAAUCUUCUUAUUCAUUUUCAACGACAACAACAAUAA